This is a messenger RNA of Mesorhabditis spiculigera, 1203 nucleotides long. Lineage: Eukaryota; Metazoa; Nematoda; Chromadorea; Rhabditida; Rhabditidae. The record is from the annotation of a GenBank genome assembly.
AUGCUUGGUUAUUUCGCAGCCGCCUCGGCUUUGGUGGCGCUGGCCAUGGCCGGUGACCCGGAGGCCAACAUGAAGGCGCCCGAGAUCAUUGCGCACUGGGGGUACCCGUGUGAGACGAUCCAGGUCUACACCGAUGACGGGUACAUGCUCACGAUGCACCGGAUUCGGCAUGGAAAGAACCAAGACGACGGCAAGACCCGCCCCGUCAUGUUCCUGCAGCAUGGACUCGAGGCCUCAUCCUCAAACUGGAUCACCAAUUUGCCGUCGUUGGCGAUGGGCUUCAUGGCUGCCGAUGCUGGCUUUGAUGUGUGGAUGGGAAAUGUCCGUGGAGAUGAGUACUCCAUCGGACACAAGACCCUCGACCCCAAGUCGAAGGCCUUCUGGCGAUUCUCGUGGGACGAGAUGGUCAAGUACGAUCUGCCGACGAUGAUCAACCACGCGCUCAACACCACCGGACAAGACCACCUCUACUACGUUGGACACUCCCAGGGAACGCUGAUCAUGUUCAGCCAUUUGGCUGUUAACUUGGACUUCCAGACCAAGGUCCGCCAAUUCCACGCCCUGGCUCCGGUCGGAACCGUCAAGCACAUCAAGGGAUUGCUCGAGUUCAUCGCCAAGAACUUUGCCCCGGAGCUUGAUAUCUUUGAGAAAAUCUUCGGCGACGGCCCCUUCCUCCCCCAGGACGGUCUGAUGCGCCUGAUAGAAAAGCUCUUCUGCAGCAACGACCUCACCGAGAAGCUGCUGUGCGGAAAUCUGCUUUUCAUGAUCGGAGGGCCUGAGAGUAACCAGAUGAACACGACCCGUCUCCCCGUGUACAUCUCCGAUAUGCCCGGCGGCACCUCCACGGAGAACAUUCUCCACUGGGUGCAGAUGGUGCACACCGGACUCCAGCAGAUGUACGACUGGGGCAGUGAGGCGGCGAAUAAGCAACACUAUGGCCAGACCACACCCCCAAUCUAUGAUGUCUCCAAGAUUGCCGUCCCCACCUACCUUUACUGGUCCGACUCGGACUGGCUCGGAGACAAGCAGGACAUCCAGGAGCAUCUCCUGCCUAAUUAUAACCCCAAAUAUCUGAUCGAGAACAACUACUACAAGGAUUUCAACCACCUUGACUUUAUCUGGGGCCAGCGGGCGGCUGCCGAGGUGUACACCCCGAUCAUUGAGAAGGCGUUGCGAGACGUCAAUCAAAUGAAGAACAAAUUG